This is a messenger RNA of Morone saxatilis (striped sea-bass), 1423 nucleotides long. Its product is annotated as metabotropic glutamate receptor 7-like. The record is from RefSeq and is a predicted model, not a curated record. Lineage: Eukaryota; Metazoa; Chordata; Actinopteri; Moronidae. The transcript is spliced from 10 exons. Gene Ontology annotation, molecular function: group III metabotropic glutamate receptor activity. Gene Ontology annotation, cellular component: membrane. Gene Ontology annotation, biological process: G protein-coupled glutamate receptor signaling pathway; regulation of synaptic transmission, glutamatergic. Bases 32 to 1423 code for a protein of 463 amino acids.
GGAGCCGCUCUCUGGUGGAACUGGUGUGAUCAUGGGCAGACACUCGGGUCACCUGCCCGAGCUCCAGCCGGGUCUCACGUUCCGGGUGUUGUGGAUCCUUCAGGCGUUCCUGGACCUGACCGGCUCUCAGGAGAUUUACGCGCCGCACUCGAUCCGGGUGGAGGGCGACGUGACGCUGGGGGGGCUGUUCCCCGUCCACGCCAGGGGGGUCCCGGGGAUGCCGUGCGGGGACAUCAAGAAGGAGAACGGCAUCCACCGGCUGGAGGCGAUGAUGUACGCGCUGGACCAGAUCAACGGGGACGAGGAGCUGUUGCCCAACGUCACCCUGGGCGCGCGGAUCCUGGACACCUGCUCCCGGGACACGUACGCGCUCGAGCAGUCGCUGACGUUCGUGCAGGCUCUGAUCCAGAAGGACACGUCGGACGUCCGGUGCACCAACGGGGAGCCGCCGGUGUUCGUGAAGCCCGAGAAAGUUGUGGGAGUGAUCGGAGCGUCGGCCAGCUCCGUGUCCAUCAUGGUGGCCAACAUCCUGCGCCUCUUCCAGAUCCCUCAGAUCAGCUAUGCAUCCACCGCGCCGGAGCUAAGUGACGACCGGCGAUACGACUUCUUCUCUCGGGUGGUCCCUCCGGACAGUUUCCAGGCCCAGGCGAUGGUGGACAUUGUCAAGGCUAUGGGCUGGAACUACGUCUCCACUGUGGCAUCAGAGGGCAGCUACGGGGAGAAAGGGGUGGACGCCUUCAUGCAGCUCUCCAGGGAGGCAGGUGGCAGCUGUGUCGCCAGUCUUGAUCUGGACCGUGAGCCGUCUGAUGGGUUUCCAGCAAAACCAGAGAUGAUUAGACGCGCAUAUAAAACCCCUCAGGCGCAGUACUUGCUGCUAACAGCUAACAGCUCUGAAAGAGACAUCCGGGGGAUCCUGAACGCCAGUAAGCGAGCGGAGCAGGUCGGUCACUUCAUGUGGAUUGGGUCCGACAGCUGGGGAGCCAAGAACAGUCCCAUCCACCAGCUGGAGGACGCCGCCGUCGGAGCCGUCACUAUACUGCCAAAGAGAGCCACCAUCAACGGGUUCGAUGCGUACUUCACGUCACGGACUCUGGAGAACAACCGGAGGAACGUAUGGUUCGCAGAGUACUGGGAGGAAAACUUCAACUGCAAACUGAUGAGCUCCUCCAAGAAAGAUGAGAGCAGCAGGAAGUGUACAGGUCAGGAGCGUAUUGGCAUCGACUCCAAGUACGAGCAGGAGGGCAAGGUCCAGUUUGUGAUCGACGCAGUGUAUGCCAUGGCCCACGCCCUUCACAACAUGCAGAGGGACCUGUGUCCCGAGAACUCUGGCAUCUGCCCCGAGAUGGACUUGGCCGGGGGGAAGAAACUCCUCAAGUACAUCCGCAGCGUCAGCUUCAAUGGGAAGCUGCCGGUACUGGGCUAA